Messenger RNA from Hippocampus comes (tiger tail seahorse), 10872 nucleotides. It is a transcript of the gene lrrc66, whose product is annotated as leucine rich repeat containing 66. Gene Ontology annotation, molecular function: protein binding. NCBI's taxonomy places the organism in Eukaryota, Metazoa, Chordata, Actinopteri, Syngnathiformes, Syngnathidae. Bases 64 to 10212 code for a protein of 3382 amino acids. The transcript is spliced from 5 exons. The record is from RefSeq and is a predicted model, not a curated record.
CGAGCAGACUUUGGCCGUCAAGUUUCAAGCAGUUCAAUUGUGCAGCGCGGAUGGUCGGUGUGGAUGAUUAAGAUGGCUCGGGUUCCGAUCGUUUCGGUGCUGUUGCUCACCUGCUUUGUGCUCCAUUGCCACUCGCUGAUUUGCCCGCCGUCCUGCUCGUGCCGAGGGACCUCCGUAUUGAACUGCUCCUUGGCGGGCCUGUGGACUAUGCCAAAAAUUCCGGACUCUGUGGCCCAUUUGGACGUCUCUCACAACGGCCUCGAACGGGUGGCGCUGCUGCGCCGGACGCUCCCUCGGCUACGCAGCCUAAGCUUGGUUAACAACAGCAUUGCGCGCCUGUCACUCUGCAUCCACGGGCGCGUCCAGGGUCGAGGGUGCGCCUCAUGGGCACCUAACCUCCACCUGUUAUCUGUGGAGAGGAAUCAGCUGCGACGACUACCACGGGGCUUGAGUGCUUUGGAGGCCUUGGAGGUCCUGCGCCUGUCAUUCAACAGCAUCACCACCAUCCAGCUUGGAGAACUGGACAACUUGCGAGGGCUGAGGGAGCUUCACCUCCAACACAACCUCAUCAGCAGCUUGCACUCGGACGCCUUCCGACAUUUACAACAGCUCAAGAUCCUCAAUGUGAGCUUCAACAUGUUGACCAGCCUCAACCCUUCAAUCUACCUCUCUCUACACACCAUCGGGGCGGACGUUCACCUGGCUGGAAACAGGUGGCGCUGUGACUGCAACAUGCGUAGCAUAAGAAGAUGGAUGGCUUUAGACAGGAGCAGAGGCUCACGCUCCUGGGAUUUGGUUUGCGCUUCGCCGCCCAUUCUUGCCGGUGUGGACAUUGUCAAAGUGGAGGACGAUGAUCUGAACUGUUGGAGUGCUGAAAAGGAGCCAAAGCUCCACCAAGAUGUGACGGUCCAUAGGGAUUCCCAGGUUCUGUUGUCCUGCGCCACAAAAGGCGGAUUAUGGCGGACACCCGCUGGUUUGGUACCUGCGAAUCAACCUCAGUCUGGUCUCCUCGUCAGUGCCAUCACAGAGAAAAACACUGGUCUUUAUGUGUGUUUGUCCGAGGACUACCAGGUGGUGUCUGUCUUUCACCUCCAUAUUGCAGGGACUAGCAGAAAAGCCCGAAGUGUAACUGAAAGAAUCACAGGUGGAGAAAGGAGUCAAACCGUGACACAGUCCGACUUCACGUUAGCCGUGUGUUUGUCUGUGUUCAUCACCUUUCUGGUCGCCUUCAUCCUGGGAGUUCUCCUAAGACCUUGCAUCGACAUGCUCUGGAAGAGGAUCACCAGGAAGAAAACAUCCAACCCAGUCUCAUCAGCCGAAGAGAGACAAUAUGACAACGAGGCCUACUCGGCAGGCGAGGACCCAGAGGAGUUGCGGCCUCAUAGGGAAAGGAGAGUCACGUUCAGCACAGUGGACUUCCAGGAAGAAAACAAUGUUAAAUAUCACAACAAGGAACGUGAAACAAAAGCAAACGGUACAGUGGUUGAAUGUGAAAUGGUCACAGAUGGAGAUUCAGGAAGUGAGAUAAGUCUGGAGAGAAGGUAUUCAGAGGAUACAAGAGGUCUUUCAGACCAAAACCUCAAGAGGAGGGGAAGUUUGUCGGAUUCCUCACUGUCUGACAAGGACCAAAAAGAAGUGGACACUGUUCAGCAGAACUCAACAGAAUUACCUCCAAUUUCCAUAAAUAAAACUCCAGGAUUUGCCUUUGAGCCCAUUCUGCACCCAAACAAUGGCCGAAUUUUAGCAGAGGAACCAGAGGAUGAUGAGGAACAGUUUGAGUUCAGCGACUGCAGCACAUCUCCGAGAACCAGCAGCCCCGUGGGUUCUUAUAACUACACCAAACAAAUUAUGCCAAGGCUGAACAGGAAGGACUCAUCCAACUCCAGUUCAUAUAUGAGCGACGACGAACCUUCGGAAUACACCGUCAACCCAGAUCUGCAGGAAGAGGAGGAUAUGAGGAGGAGGUACGCUAAAAGUGGACAUGAACCUAGCCUGGAUCAGGACACAGAACUUUGGUGGCCUGCAGUCGAUCUUGAGCAUUCCAUGCGCGUCCAGAGACGUUUGGAUAUUAAAGUUUGUGAAGAUGAUCGUCAAACUACAAGCUUCGGCGAGAAGCCCGGGACAGAGAUGGUGGUCACAGCAGGAGUCACACCUUCAAUUUAUUUAUCCAGCAGUGACAGUGAAGAAACAAGGCGACCUGUUACUGUAUCGCCAAGACUUGAUUCACAAACACAGAGGCCAGCGCUUGAUCUUGAGCAUACCAUCUCAGUCCAGAGAUAUUCAGAUAUUAAAGCACCGUUACGAAGAUCAGAUUCCUCAUCUGGCACUGACUCUGAGGAUGGAUCGAUUCACCUCACAGAGGCACCACAAAAGUUUGACAGAGCAGGGCUUCUAGAGCAAGAAGUUCGCCUUGGGAAAGACACAAGGUGGCCUGCUAUCGACCUUCAGCGAAUUCCUCGCAUUGAAAGGCAUCUAAAUGUAAAGUCAACACUGCCUGAUUCUUCCUCGAGUAGUGAUAGUGAGGUCGUAAGAAGGACCACCAUGUUACAGCCUCCAUCUAAAGUAUCACUAAGUUAUGAUGCACAAGCAACCUGGCCCGCUGUUGAUCUUGAGGAUUCUUUCCAAAUUAAGAGGAGACUGGAUGUCAAAGCAACAUCACCAACUUUGGAUGCAUCAAUCGACAGCGACAGCGAUGAUGUAGUGAGUAAUUACAUCACAAAACCGGAACAAGAAACCAGAAAUGUAACUCGGUACCCCAUUAAAGCACCUCCAACACCAAAUUAUUACCCACAAUCACCUUGGCCCUCAAUUGAUCUUGAGGACUCUUUCAGAAUCAAGAGGCGUCUCAACGUCAAAAUACUUUCGCCACCUUCAGAUUCACCAUCCAUCAGAAACAGAGAUUAUGGAACAACUCAUGACAUCACCAAACAGGAACAAGGGCUUGCUAAAGUAACCAGGUCCACCACAAAAGCAUCAUCAACACCAAGCUAUUACCCACAUGGACGCUGGCCUACAAUUGAUCUUGAGGAUUCUUUCAGAAUCAAGAGGCGUCUCAAUGUCAAAGGACCUCCAUCACCUUCCGAUUCAUCAUCCAGCAGCGACAGUGAGCAUGAAACAAUUCAUCACAUCACAAAACAUGAACAAAGACCCACUCAAGUAACUAGAUACUCCUCGAAAGAAUUACCAACACCAAAUUAUGACCCACAUGGACCCUGGCCCACUCUUAAUCUUGAGGAUUCAUUCCGAAUUAAGAGGAGACUAAAUGUCAAAGCAACAUCACCAACUUUAGACGCAUCAUCCGACAGCGACAGUGAUGAUGUAGUGUCGAAUUAUAUCACAAAACCGGAACAAGUAACCAGAAAUGUAACUAGGUACCCCAUUAAAGCAGCUCCAACACCAAAUUAUGACCCACAUGGACCCUGGCCCACUCUUAAUCUUGAGGAUUCAUUCCGAAUUAAGAGGAGACUAAAUGUCAAAGCAACAUCACCAACUUUAGACGCAUCAUCCGACAGCGACAGUGAUGAUGUAGUGUCGAAUUAUAUCACAAAACCGGAACAAGUAACCAGAAAUGUAACUAGGUACCCCAUUAAAGCAGCUCCAACACCAAAUUAUGACCCACAUGGACCCUGGCCCACUCUUAAUCUUGAGGAUUCAUUCCGAAUUAAGAGGAGACUAAAUGUCAAAGCAACAUCACCAACUUUAGACGCAUCAUCCGACAGCGACAGUGAUGAUGUAGUGUCGAAUUAUAUCACAAAACCGGAACAAGUAACCAGAAAUGUAACUAGGUACCCCAUUAAAGCAGCUCCAACACCAAAUUAUGACCCACAUGGACCCUGGCCCACUCUUAAUCUUGAGGAUUCAUUCCGAAUUAAGAGGAGACUAAAUGUCAAAGCAACAUCACCAACUUUAGACGCAUCAUCCGACAGCGACAGUGAUGAUGUAGUGUCGAAUUAUAUCACAAAACCGGAACAAGUAACCAGAAAUGUAACUAGGUACCCCAUUAAAGCAGCUCCAACACCAAAUUAUGACCCACAUGGACCCUGGCCCACUCUUAAUCUUGAGGAUUCAUUCCGAAUUAAGAGGAGACUAAAUGUCAAAGCAACAUCACCAACUUUAGACGCAUCAUCCGACAGCGACAGUGAUGAUGUAGUGUCGAAUUAUAUCACAAAACCGGAACAAGUAACCAGAAAUGUAACUAGGUACCCCAUUAAAGCAGCUCCAACACCAAAUUAUGACCCACAUGGACCCUGGCCCACUCUUAAUCUUGAGGAUUCAUUCCGAAUUAAGAGGAGACUAAAUGUCAAAGCAACAUCACCAACUUUAGACGCAUCAUCCGACAGCGACAGUGAUGAUGUAGUGUCGAAUUAUAUCACAAAACCGGAACAAGUAACCAGAAAUGUAACUAGGUACCCCAUUAAAGCAGCUCCAACACCAAAUUAUGACCCACAUGGACCCUGGCCCACUCUUAAUCUUGAGGAUUCAUUCCGAAUUAAGAGGAGACUAAAUGUCAAAGCAACAUCACCAACUUUAGACGCAUCAUCCGACAGCGACAGUGAUGAUGUAGUGUCGAAUUAUAUCACAAAACCGGAACAAGUAACCAGAAAUGUAACUAGGUACCCCAUUAAAGCAGCUCCAACACCAAAUUAUGACCCACAAUCACCUUGGCCCGCAAUUGAUCUUGAGGAUUCUUUCAGGAUCAAGAGGCGCCUCAACGUCAAAGUACUUUCGCCACGUUCAGAUUCAUCAUCCAGCAGAAACAGGGAUCAUGGAACAACUCAUUACAUCACCAAACAGGAACAAGGACUUGCUAAAGUAACAAAGUCCUCCCUUAAAGCGUCAUCAACACCAAGCUAUUACCCACAUGGACGCUGGCCUACACUUGAUCUUGAGGAUUCUUUCAGAAUCAAGAGGCGUCUCAAUGUCAAAGGACCUCCAUCACCUUCCGAUUCAUCAUCCUACAGCGACAGUGAGCAUGAAACAAUUCAUCACGUCACAAAACAUGAACAAAGUCCCACUCAAGUAACUAGAUACUACUCAAAAGAAUCACCAACACCAAAUUAUGACCCACAUGCACCCUGGCCCACUCUUAAUCUUGACGAUUCUUUCCGAAUUAAGAGGAGACUAGACAUCAAAGCUAGGUCAACAACUUUAGAUGCACCAUCCGACAGCGACAACAAUGAGGUAGUGACUAAUUACAUCAUAAAACCGGAACAAGAAACCAGAAAUGUAACUAGGUACCCCAUUAAAGCACCUCCAACACCAACUUAUGACCCACAAUCACCUUGGCCCUCAAUUGAUCUUGAGGAUUCUUUCAGAAUCAAGAAGCGUCUCAACGUCAAAGUACUUUCGCCACCUUCAGAUUCACCAUCCAUCAGAAACAGAGAUUAUGGAACAACUCAUGACAUCACCAAACAGGAACAAGGGCUUGCUAAAGUAACCAGGUCCACCACAAAAGCAUCAUCAACACCAAGCUAUUACCCACAUGGACGCUGGCCUACACUUGAUCUUGAGGAUUCUUUCAGAAUCAAGAGGCGUCUCAAUGUCAAAGGACCUCCAUCACCUUCCGAUUCAUCGUCCUACAGCGACAGUGAGCAUGAAACAAUUCAUCACGUCACAAAACAUGAACAAAGUCCCACUCAAGUAACUAGAUACUACUCAAAAGAAUCACCAACACCAAAUUAUGACCCACAUGCACCCUGGCCCACUCUUAAUCUUGCGGAUUCUUUCCGAAUUAAGAGGAGACUAGAUGUUAAAGCAACAUCACCAACUUUAGAUGCAUCAUCCGACACCGACAUGACCAAUCGCAUCACAGAACUGGAGCAAGAAACCAUAAAACUAACCAGGUACCCCAUGACAGCACCUUCAAAACAAAGUUAUGACCCAGAAUCACCUUGGCCUUCGAUUGAUCUGGAGGAUUCAUUCAAAAUCAAGAGACGUCUCAAUGUCAAAGGACCUUCACCACCUUCAGAUUCAUUGUCCAGCAGCAACAGUGAGCAUGAGACAAUUCAACACAUCACAAAACAUGAGCAAAGACCCACUCAUGUAACUAGAUACUCCUCUAAAGAAUCACCAACGCCAAAUUAUGACCCACAUGCAAACUGGCCCACUCUUAAUCUUGAGGAUUCUUUCAGAAUUAAGAGGAGACUAGAUGUCCAAAUAACAUCACCAACUUUAGAUGUAUCAUCCGACAGCGAGAGCGAUGAUGAAGUGUCUAAUUACAUCACAAAACCAGAUGAAGAAACCAGAAAAGUAACUAGGUACCCCAUGAAAGCACCUCCAACACGAAAUUAUGACACACAAUCACCUUGGCCCUCAAUUGAUCUUGAGGAUUCUUUCAGAAUCAAGAGGCGUCUCAAUGUCAAAGGACCUUCACCACCUUCAGAUUCAUUGUCCAGCAGCAACAGUGAGCAUGAGACAAUUCAACACAUCACAAAACAUGAGCAAAGACCCACUCAUGUAACUAGAUACUCCUCUAAAGAAUCACCAACGCCAAAUUAUGACCCACAUGCAACCUGGCCCACUCUUAAUCUCAAGGAUUCUUUCGGAAUUAAGAGGAGACUAGAUGUCAAAGCAAGAUCAACAACUUUAGAUGCAUCAUCCGACAGCGAUGAUGUAAUGACUAAUUACAUCACAAAACCGGAACAAGAAACCAGAAAAGUAACUAGGUACCCCAUGAAAGCACCUCCAACACUAAAUCAUGACACACAAUCACCUUGGCCCUCAAUUGAUCUUGAGGAUUCUUUCAGAAUCAAGAGGCGUCUCAACGUCAAAGUACUUUCGCCACCUUCAAAUUCAUCAUCCAGCAGAAACAGGGAUCGUGGAACAACUCAUGACAUCACCGAACAGGAACAAGGACUUGCUAAAGUAACCAGGUCCUCCACAAUAGCGUCAUCAACACCAAGCUAUUACCCACAUGGACGCUGGCCUACACUUGAUCUUGAGAAUUCUUUCAGAAUCAAGAGGCGUCUCAACAUCAAAGGACCUUCACCACCUUCAGAUUCACCGUCCAGCACAGACAGUGAGCAUGAAACAAUUCAUCACAUCACAAAACAUGAACAAAUACCCACUCAUGCAAAUAGAUACUCCUCUAAAGGAUCACCAAAACCAAAUUAUGACCCACAUUCACCUUGGCCGACUCUUAAUCUUGCGGAUUCUUUCCGAAUUAAGAGGAGACUAGAUGUCAAAGCAACAUCAACAACUUUAGAUGCAUCAUCCGACAGCGCGAGUGAUGAUGAAGUGACUAAUCACAUCACAAAACCAGAACAAGACAACAGAAAAGUAACUAGGUACCCCAUUAAAGCACCUUCAACAAGUUAUGACCCACAAGCAACUUGGCCCAUGGUUGAUCUUGAUGGUACUUUCCGAAUUAAGCGGCGUCUAAAUGUCAAACAACUGUCAGCAACUCCAGAUUCAUCUUCCAGCAGCAACAGCAAAAAUGAGAUGACAUUUCACCCCACAAAACAGAAGCAAGGAGUCACAAACACAAUCAGGUACCCCAUGAAACCGAGUUAUGACCCAGAAGUACCUUGGCCAUCACUUGAUUUUAAGGAUUCCUUAAGGAUUAAGAGACGAUUAGAUUUCAAAGCACCAUUACCAACUUCAAAUUUAACAUCCAGCAGUGAAAGUGAAGAUGAAAAAAUGUACUACACCCAAAAACAGGGCCAAGGGACAACCAAAAUAACCAGUUAUGCCCCUAAAGCACCAAGUUAUGGACCACAAUCUACAUGGCCCACACUUGAUCUUGAAAAUUCUUUCCGAAUUAAGAGGCGUCUGGAAAUCAACGCACCUUCACCACACUCAGAUUCUUUGUCCAGCAGUGACCGUGAGUAUGAUGUCACUCAUCACAUUAUAAAACAGAACCUUGGGUCCCGAAAAACUCACCAUCCCAUAAACGUAUCUCCAAGAAUAAGUUCUGACUCAGAAUCAUCUUGGCCCUCACUUGACCUGGAGGAUUCUUUCCGAAUUAAAAGGCGUUUAAAUUUCCAAGUGCUGUCACCAACCUCAGAUUUAUCAUCCAUCACCAUGAAACAAGGGACCGCAAAUUUAGCUCGGUACGCCAUUGCAGGAUUGCCAAAACCUGGGCAUGAUCCACAAGGACUUUGGUCAUUGCUUAACCUUGAGGAUUCUUUCCGAAUCAAGAGGCGUUUAGAAAUUAAAGCUCCUUCACCAGCGUCGACCUACAGUAGCAACAGUGAGGAGGACACAUUUGUGGAUGGACAAAGACAAGGGUACUAUGAGAGACAGAAGGGAAGGUCUUCAACUGAACCCUCCAAUGUGUCACAUGUUGUUAAACAACCAAGCAGCUCAAACGAACAAGACGAUACUAAUGCUGAUGCCACGGAGACACAGGCACUGCCCCGGGUAUAUUUGGGUGUCAACAAACGUUUGGAUAUCAAAGUGUCAUCUCCGCAACAACAAUUGGCUGCUGAUCAAAUUUCUCCUGAGGCUUACUAUUCCAAAUCAAAUUUCUCCACAAGUGACAGUGACGAAGAGAACCAAGAUGAAAAAGCCUCGCUAAAGGUGGCAGACAAGAGUUCCAUUAAAUCUCCUGCGAUCAUUGUCCCUCGCAGUCCCAAAAAUGAUUCUAACAUCAAAUUAGAAAAAUAUGUCAUUGUUCCCGAGACCGCGGCGGACAAACCCAGCAAUGCGAGCCCAGAGAUAAACUCAGAGCUCCAGUCGCGGUGGGCCAACAUGCAUCUUGGGUUCUCUCGCUUCAGAAAGCGUCUUGAAAUCACAUCGCAUGCAUGCGAACCACCUGUGGUGCCUCUCAGUGAAAGUGACCCCGAGCAAAUAAAACAAAAGAAUACAGGACUUGGCUGGCAAGGAAACACACGCACAGAAUCACCUCUAACCGCUGCACAAGUUCACAACAACGCCGACCAACCAGCAGUGGGUCCGACAAGUGAAGCAAAGUCAAGCGUAACAGGUCUGCCACGUAUAAGGAGAUACCUGGAUGUAAAGGCUCCUGCUACUCUAAAACAAGGUCUGGAUUCAUCAAGCAGCAGUAAAAAUGAAGCUGACUCCACAGAAUAUUCACAAUGGAGAGGAAAGCCUCAUGAUCUCAGGCUUCCUUCUUCGUAUGCAACUCGGACUGUCGAGACCCAACAGACAGCGGAGAAGUCGCAAGUUGCCACUGUGCCAAGGCAGCCUUCCUCCGACAGUAGUGAAGACGAGACGGGUGAGGCUGCAGAAGCCAGGGAGAUGACGGAGGUUCCGAGGUCAGUUCCACCAGACAGCGACUCGCCGAUACCAUACCGACGUUUAAUUAUCAAACCUUCGUCUCUACCAAAUGAUACCUCCACCAGGGAUCAACAUACCGAUGGAAUGACUACACUACAUGGUUCCUCUUAUAGUACCAGAUAUCAACUCCCAUCUCUUGCCCCGAAGAUCAUUCCUAAUCCAAGAUCUGGGGAUUAUAUGUCCUCCACCAGGGAAAUAUAUUCUUACACCUAUAGUGCCAGACCCUAUACGGCUAGAAACCAGACCCUUUAUGUAGCCCCGAAAACCAUUCCCAGUCUAGGCUCUGGGGAUGAUGAUACUCCCCUCACCAGGGAUUCAUCAGAUGUGAACAUAAGGACAACACAAAGUGGUUCCUCCUAUAGUGGCAGAUACCAGAUCCCAUCUCUUGCCCCCAGACCCUUCAGGAACUCGACUGAGGGCCCACCAGCUGCAAUACGUUGGACAGGACUGAGGACCCGCCUGUCUGAUCCCUCCAAACAUCCGGACUCAAGCCUACCAUCUCCACUUGGAGAACUCCCAAAAACUCAAGCUGGGUCCCUCACUACGGAGGUAGCACAGGAAAACAGGAGCACAACCGUGACAAGAUCUCUUCACCUAGGCAGCAAUUCCUUGUCAUUGUUCGGCACCGAUGAGAUGUGGAAGGGCGCAUCAGAAAAGACAGAAAGAAAAGGACUUCGCGCCUUGAAAGCCAUGUCGGAUGAAAGACAAACAUGGGACAAGGAUGAAAAAGUGAAACACUUCCAACCAAGUGGCAAUUCUGGGAAUUCCAAUCAGAACAGAUCAGAAGACCUCGUCUCUUAUACCUCAGCGAGCAUCGGAGAAGACCUUCCGUACGACAUCCUCCGCUACAGAACGCAUGCACUGACACAGGAGAUUCCGCCCCCUGUUCCGACAACACCACUGCCAGAUGAGGCCGUGGAGUUAACGCGGAAUUCCAAAAGCUCUUAUACCCCAAGCAUUAGCCAAGUUUAAAUUUGACCCCCAAAAAAUGUAAAGCCUUUUGAAACUGUUUUCAGGGUGCAAAGCUGUCAGCUAUUUUACUGUCAGACAGACAACAUUCUGAUUUGUUUUCCGAUUAAUUUAUAUGUACAUGUCAUGAAAAUUGGUAAUAUAUGUUUGUAAGCUUUGGUCCCAAGGAGGAAUCAAAGUUCAUGAGUUGUAAAUUGGUGUAUUUCUGCAAAUCAUCAUUAGGGGAUUAAAAAAAAAAAACAAACCUCAACAUAAAUUCAACCGUUUUGGUUUGCAGCAGACAUUUUGGGCAAAUUCCAGGGCCUGUACUUCUUCCAAUAUUUCACCGAUAGCGUACGCUCAAUCGCCAACCUUUUUGAAAAUUGACACAGAACAAUUAAAUGCUCUUCAACUAAACUGUUGUCAUCCACACAAUAACUUUGUUCAACAAAAAUUGGUCUGUGUCCCAUGGGAUUCCUAUAAAUUGUGCCUUGGCUCACUAAAGGUUUGGAAACACUCUUUCAAUGUUCAAUCCAGUGUCAUGUUAAUCCGAGUAACUGAGUAUUCUUACAUUGAAUAAGAUUGCAGUGCUUCCUAUUUAUGUCUAUUUUUUCCAUGAUUCUCUUAACGUUGUUUUUGUCUUUUUGCAGAUUUUCUUUGUUCGAAAUAAAGUGCUCCAAACAA